GUGGUCGGCUGCAGGUCAAACCGGUCGCGGCGAUCUGGGGUGGCCCAGGCAGGACGGACAGAGCCGCGAGGUGGGGGUCCCUGACUGAGCAUCUGUUUUAACCCGCCUCCCGUCUCCCAGCCCUGGUCCUCGCCAUGAAACCCUCGCACCGCCACCUUUCCGCUGCCUCUGGCGUCUGGGCCCCGAUGAAGCUGCUGCUGCCGCUAUUGAUGGCGCAACUCUGGGCCGCRGAUGCGCUCCCAGUAAAUGACACGGGCUUGGAACUUGCGGCCUUUGGCGCCCCCUGCACGCGCGGCUCGCAGCCCUGGCAGGUCUCCCUCUUCAAGGGCCUCAAAUUCCACUGCGCAGGCGUCCUAGUGGACGAGAGCUGGGUGCUCACGGCAGCGCACUGCUGGAACGACAAGUCCCUGUGGGCUCGAGUUGGGGACGACCACCUGCUUCUUCUCCAGGGGGAGCAGCUCCGCCUGGCUGGCCACCCCGUGGUCCACCCCAAGUACCUCCAGGGCUCAGGCCCCAUCCUGCCAAGGCGGACAGAUGAGCAUGACCUCAUGCUGCUGAAGCUGGGCAGGCCCGUUGUGCAGGGGCCCCGCGUCCAGGUCCUGCAGCUGCCCAACCGCUGCGCCCAGCCUGGAGACCAGUGCCAGAUCGCUGGCUGGGGCACCACAUCCUCCCGGAGAGUGAAGUACAACAAGGGCCUGAGCUGCUCCAGGGUCACUCUCCUGACCCCUAAAGCAUGCGAAGUCUUCUACCCUGGAGUGAUCACCAACAACAUGAUUUGUGCUGGACUGGACCAGGGCCAGGACCCUUGCCAGAGCGACUCGGGCGGCCCCUUGGUAUGUGACCAGACCCUACAGGGCAUCCUCUCCUGGGGCGUUUACCCCUGCGGCUCUGCCCAGCACCCGGCUGUUUACACCCAGAUCUGCAAAUAUGUCCCCUGGAUCAAGAAAACCAUCCGCUCCAAAUGAUCCAGCCCCCAAGACCCCUUCACCACCUGUCCUCCUCCUCGGCCCUUCCUCCCCGGCUGGCCAGACCCUCCGUACCCUGCCUGCCCAUCUGUUCUCUUCCCUCAUUCCCCUGACACUCCUGUUCUCUGCUCACUCUGGAGCCAAAGAA
Messenger RNA from Urocitellus parryii (Arctic ground squirrel), 1113 nucleotides. It is a transcript of the gene Klk10, whose product is annotated as kallikrein related peptidase 10. Gene Ontology annotation, cellular component: secretory granule. Gene Ontology annotation, molecular function: serine-type endopeptidase activity. Lineage: Eukaryota; Metazoa; Chordata; Mammalia; Rodentia; Sciuridae. The record is from RefSeq and is a predicted model, not a curated record. Gene Ontology annotation, biological process: proteolysis.